Fusarium poae is the source of this 729-nucleotide messenger RNA. RefSeq lists its product as uncharacterized. Gene Ontology annotation, molecular function: microtubule plus-end binding. NCBI's taxonomy places the organism in Eukaryota, Fungi, Ascomycota, Sordariomycetes, Hypocreales, Nectriaceae. The record is from RefSeq and is a predicted model, not a curated record. The transcript has 2 exons. Gene Ontology annotation, cellular component: cytoplasm; microtubule plus-end; nucleus. The coding region runs from base 1 to 729 and encodes 242 amino acids. Gene Ontology annotation, biological process: cytoplasmic microtubule organization.
AUGGCAGACGUCCCGCUCGUUGUCAUUUCUGAAUUCGCGCAGUCGGAGCGCCGAAUCACUCCCUCGUGGUCCAUCUCCCAGCUCAAGACAAAGCUUGAGACUGUCACGGGUGUUCCACCAGGUUGUCAGCGACUCUCGCUCAAACCCACGGCUGGCGCAGAGGCUAUCGCCAUUGAGGCGCCUAACGAGGAUGACACCCACUUGUCCAACUUUCCCCUGGCCCCAUAUGCAGAACUUCAUGUAAUUGACACACGGCCUCCGGCCUCCCGUAUCAACCUGAACGAUACCGCGGGCGUUGACAAGUAUGUCAUGCCCGAGGAAGAGUAUGAGAAAAAGCCCGACUCGGUGCUUGCCUGGAAGAAGGCACAGAAGCUGGGCCGUUUCGACCCCGAUGCCCCUAGCCACGAGCAGGCCAAGCUCAACGCUCUCGACAGAGAGGUGGCCACGCGGGGCAUUGCUGUAGGCCGCCGGUGUCGCGUUGGCGGUGAGGAUACUCGACGCGGCGUCAUCCAGUACGUCGGUGAGGUCAAGGAGAUUCCCGGCGGUCUCGGAAGCUGGGUUGCUGUCAGGCUGGACGAGCCCGUUGGCAAGAACGAUGGCAGCAUCGCUGGCACGCGGUACUGGGGAGAGCCUUCAGAGCUCAAACACGGUGUCUUUGUGAGGCCGGAGCGGGUUGAGGUCGGCGACUUUCCUGCCCUUGAUGACUUGGAGGAUAUGGAGGAGAUUUGA